Molecule: messenger RNA, 2263 nt
Organism: Perognathus longimembris pacificus (Pacific pocket mouse)
Lineage: Eukaryota; Metazoa; Chordata; Mammalia; Rodentia; Heteromyidae
Gene: Abcb10
Product: ATP binding cassette subfamily B member 10
Exons: 13
Coding region: 27-2162 (711 amino acids)
Biological process (GO): transmembrane transport
Cellular component (GO): membrane
Molecular function (GO): ATP hydrolysis activity; ATP binding; ABC-type oligopeptide transporter activity
Source: RefSeq, a predicted model, not a curated record
AGGCACACGGGGUAGGACGCGGCGCCAUGCGCGGCCCCGCAGCCUGGGCGCCGGCACGGCUGCUGCUCAGGGGGCCGGGCCCUGCCGCCCGCCCAUGGGCCCCGGCCGCCCGCGCUUGGUCCCCGGCCGCCCGCCCUUGGGCCCCGGCCGCACGCGCUAGGACCCCGCUGGUCCGUGAGACGCCGGCCGCUCGCGUCCCGGGCACCUCGCCGCCGCGGCUGCCAGGCGGCUGGGGCCUAGCGCGGGCACUGGGACAGUGGGCUGGGGCCUCCGGCUUCCACCGGAGCGCCGCGCUGGUCCCACGUCCGGCCCCGCGCCCUCCGCGCGCCCGACUACAGACGGGCCCGGUGGCUGAGGCCAGAGACGCCGGGGACGACUCGCAGAGGCGCCCCGCGGCAGCCAGGCGCUCCGAGGCCCAGAGGCUCCUGGGGCUGGUGGGCCCUGAGCGCGGAAGGCUGUCAGCUGCUGUUGGGUUUUUGGCUGUGUCCAGCGCGGUCACCAUGUCUGCACCUUUCUUCUUGGGGAGGAUCAUCGAUGUCAUCUACACCAACGCCGCUGUGGAGUACAGCCAUAGCCUGACCCGCCUCUGCAUGGGCCUCACCGGGGUGUUUCUGUGUGGUGCUACCGCCAAUGCCAUCCGCAUCUACCUCAUGCAGUCAUCAGGUCAGCGCAUUGUGAACAGGCUGCGCAUGUUGCUCUUCUCCUCCAUUCUGAGGCAGGAGGUUGCUUUCUUUGACAAGACACGCACUGGAGAGUUGAUUAACCGCCUCUCCUCAGAUACCGCGUUGUUGGGGCGCUCGGUGACAGAAAACCUCUCAGAUGGGCUCAGGGCCGGGGCCCAGGCCUCCAUCGGCAUCAGCAUGAUGUUUUUUGUCUCACCUAGUCUGGCUACCUUUGUUCUGAGUGUGGUGCCGCCAAUGUCCAUCCUGGCUGUGAUUUAUGGACGAUACCUACGGAAGCUGUCCAAAGCCACACAGGACUCGCUGGCACAAGCCACACAGCUAGCUGAGGAACGCAUUGGAAACAUAAGAACUGUCCGGGCAUUUGGGAAAGAGAUGACAGAAGUUGAGAAGUAUGCCAGUGGAGUAGAUCAUGUGCUGCAGCUAGCAAGGAAGGAGGCCUUUGCUCGGGCUGGCUUCUUUGGAGCAGCUGGCCUCUCCGGGAACCUGAUUGUGCUCUUGGUCCUGUACAAGGGAGGUCUGCUGAUGGGCACCGCCCACAUGACAGUGGGUGAACUCUCUUCCUUCCUAAUGUAUGCUUUCUGGGUUGGAUUAAGCAUUGGAGGUCUGAGCUCUUUUUACUCAGAGCUGAUGAAAGGUCUGGGUGCCGGCGGGAGGCUCUGGGAACUGCUAGAGAGAGAGCCACAGCUACCUUUUAAUGAGGGAGUCACAUUAAGUGAGAAGAGUUUCCAGGGUGCCUUGGAGUUUAAGAAUGUACACUUCGCCUACCCAGCUCGCCCAGAGUUGCCUGUGUUUCAAGAUUUCAGCCUCUCCAUCCCAGCAGGAUCUGUCACAGCGCUGGUUGGCUCCAGUGGUUCUGGCAAAUCCUCUGUCGUCUCGCUCUUGCUGAGGCUAUAUGACCCUGUUUCUGGAACAGUCAGUCUUGAUGGCCAUGAUAUCCGCCAGCUAAACCCAGUCUGGCUGAGAUCCAAGAUUGGGACAGUAAGCCAGGAGCCAGUGUUGUUUUCCUGCUCCAUUGCUGAGAACAUCGCCUAUGGUGCAGCUAACCCUUCUUCUGUCACAGUCGAGCAGGUGGAAAGGGUGGCGGAAGUGGCCAAUGCAGCCUCCUUCAUCCGGAGCUUCCCACAGGGCUUCCACACUGUGGUUGGGGAGAAGGGCGUGCUCCUCUCCGGCGGACAGAAACAGAGGAUCGCAAUUGCCCGUGCUCUGCUUAAGAAUCCAAAAAUUCUACUCCUGGAUGAAGCAACCAGUGCAUUGGAUGCUGAGAAUGAGUACUUGGUCCAGGAAGCUCUGGAUCGACUGAUGGAGGGAAGAACCGUGCUAAUCAUCGCCCAUCGCCUAUCCACCAUUAAGAAUGCUAACCUUGUUGCUGUUCUCAACCAAGGAAAAAUCACUGAAUGUGGGAAGCAUGAAGAACUUCUUUCAAAGCCAGACGGAAUUUACAGAAAACUAAUGAACAAGCAGAGUUCUAUAUCAGUGUAAAGAAGCAGCUUAAGUCAGGCCUGGGGUGCACAUGCCUGUCAUUCCAGGGGGCUUGCAGUUUGAGGCCAGGCUGGGCUGCCAGAGCAAGACUCUAACUUAAA